ACAUAUCUAUUAUCAUAUGGGUUGAUGGAAUUCGCUAUCCAUAAAUCUCUCUUGGUGUUCGUUUCGUCUCAACUCUUCCGUGUUUGGUCGCUCCGAGUCCGUGGAUCUUGCUAUGCUUGCUGGAAUGGACUUUGAUAGGAAAAAAGCAGUUCCUUUUAGGAUGAGUAAACAUGAACCCUGCAGUCUCUGAAUUGCUGUGAAGAGCUUGGGUCUUUAAUAACUUUGGCAUGAUAUGCUAUGUGGUUGAUCUGAUUGGGCUUGUUUAAAUGAACGACCCCCUUGGACAAAGAAUUGAAUGGAGCUCUGUUGAUCAAGCUUAGUGAACUUCCCAGCUGGGAAAAUGGGGAAAGUUUGAAUCUUCGAGAUGGUUGGUUCCUUGUGAGAGCAGUUCUUGAUUGAUUGAAAGCCACUUCGAAAGAAUAUUCUGCUCCAUAGCAAGAAUCAUGGAAGUUCGAUGGAGCCUGACUAUCGAAACAAGCGUCAGUCCAAGAACAUAGGAGAUAAUUUCAGCUCUCUGGAUCAGGUUACUACUGCACUCAGAGAAUCCGGUCUUGAAUCUUCAAAUUUAAUCCUUGGUAUUGAUUUCACAAAGAGCAAUGAAUGGACAGGCAAGUAUUCCUUCAAUCGGAAAAGUCUUCACGCUGUUGGUAACACACCCAACCCGUACGAGCAAGCUAUAUCAAUAAUUGGACAAACUCUGUCUCCUUUCGAUGACGAUAAUAUGAUCCCUUGUUUUGGAUUUGGUGAUGCUUCAACGCAUGAUCAAUAUGUUUUCAGCUUCUAUCCUGAUCAUCGGCCUUGUCAUGGCUUUAUGGAAGUGCUUGCACGUUAUAGAGAGAUUGUACCUCGCUUGAAAUUGUCAGGACCAACAUCUUUUGCCCCGAUAAUUGAUGCAGCAGUUGAUAUUGUGGCCGGUAGCAAUGGGCAGUAUCAUGUCCUUGUCAUUAUUGCGGAUGGACAGGUUACGAGAAGUCCCGAUGUCCCACGCGGGAGGUUCAGCCCACAAGAACAAGCUACCAUAAACUCUAUAGUGGCUGCUAGCCAAUACCCACUCUCGAUCAUUUUAGUUGGUGUGGGUGAUGGACCAUGGGAUGCAAUGCAGCAAUUCGACGAUAAUAUUCCACAGCGUGGAUUUGAUAACUUCCAGUUUGUGAACUUUACAAAAAUCAUGUCUGAUAACCAAGAUGUUUCAAAGAAAGAAGCAGCCUUUGCGCUUGCUGCUCUCAUGGAGAUCCCGUUCCAGUACAGAGCCACCCAGAGCAUCAAUCUCAGCAGUGGAGAACCAAAGGGUCAACGCAUAAGGCCGCUCCCACCACCGCGAGAGGUGGUUGAUCGUGACGAUAGGGUUAAGUCGGUCCCACAUAUGACAAGCUCUCAGAAAUCUGAGCCUGGUGCUUCUGUUGAACCAGUUUGCCCCAUUUGCUUGACCAAUCCGAAGGACAUGGCUUUUGGUUGUGGCCACAUGACAUGCAAGGAAUGUGGGGCGUCACUCUCUUCUUGCCCUCUGUGCCGAGAACCCAUCAAGACGCGGAUUAGAUUGUACACUUGACCUCUUCGUUUCAGCGGCCAUCCGAUGGUGGAUGGAAGCCUCAUAUAAGUUGUGCCAUGUUAAAACCCUCCAUCAAUUAACUGCGAGAAAGAGGGGAAAGCCACAUAUAUAUGUAGUGCCGUGCUAAAGCUCUCCAUCAAUGAACUGCGAGAAGGAGGAGCGAGUUGCAAUCAUACGCCUUUAGACUCGUUUGUUCAAAAACCUGAAGGGGCUACUGCUUCUAUCUUAUGUUUUAAUUUGAUUUGUAUAAUUACAAAUGUCUCGAGAGGAUUUUCUUUUCUUGGCUUUUUAUCUUGAUUUUCUUUGGAUGUCCAUGUGGUGUUUUCCUUUACCAAAAGUUAUGCUGUGCAAAAAUCUUGGGUUU
This is a messenger RNA of Punica granatum (pomegranate), 1913 nucleotides long. NCBI's taxonomy places the organism in Eukaryota, Viridiplantae, Streptophyta, Magnoliopsida, Myrtales, Lythraceae. The record is from RefSeq and is a predicted model, not a curated record.